AUGGGGAAGCUCGCCAAAUUAAAGAGGGUCCUUCUUCUGCUCCCUCUUGUCCACAUCAUCCUUGCGCAGCAUCAUGACGCACAGGUGGGAGUCGGCUCCAAAGAAGAAAAGGUGCGUUCCUCAGGGUUGCUAAGUGGUGGAGAGGGAGACGGUGCCAACGGGGGCAACUACGAAGGAAGGUGCGUCAGCCAAAAUGCUCACCCAUAUGUGUUAGCGAGGGACCCCUUUGGAGGCAUAACCCAUACGAAUUUUUUCCCCAGAAAGGUGCACUACGAUGAGAGGAACGACUCCCUUUUACUUCUCCUCAAGAGUGAAGACAGGAGACCGGGCGUGAAGGUAUAUGACCUUGGAAGACUCUCCCUUGGGGAAGACGAAACUAGAGGCAAGUACAACCCAAGUGGUGCAAUAAAAAUGGUAACAAAUCACCUGCAUGGUCAGGCAAAAAUUUGGAAAAAUGAUCUAUCCAUCAUUGCGCAUGAAUUGUUCGGAGUAUCCCCUCUGGAAAAGUUCCCCGCGAAGAGGGCGGCCAGACAUUUGGCAGAAGACGAUGAUAACGACGAUAACGACGAUGAUGAUGAGGACGACGACGGGGAAGAGGAGCAGCAGCAGGGGGAAGAAGAAGAAGAGCAGGAUGAUCACUACAACGAGGAGGAGGAGGAAGAUGAUGAUGGGGAGGAGGAGGACCCUGUAUAUCAGUGGAAGUGGUCCCCCAAGGGAAAAAACACAAAAUACCAAAUCAAAGGAAUGGAUUCAGAAGAGGACGAGGAGGACGAAGAGGAGGAAGAGGAAGAUGAGGAUGAAGAUUUUUCAUUUCCGUUUGAGGAUGCAGAAUUUACGGGUGGGACCUUUGACGAAGUGAGCGACGAUGUCCAAACGACAAUAAAAAGGGAUGGAAAAAAAGUAGAAGACAGUGAUCCCAUAGUUGAAACCACUGCAUCUAGCAACACGAAUAAAGAGUACGUGUGCGAUUUUGACAAAACCAUAUCUCUGAAGGAGAAGCAAGGCAAGGUAGUGAUCUGCGAAAUGCAAAUUCAAGAACCCCUCGUCAAGGUCAAGAUUGUGUGUCCAACGAAAUAUGCUGACAUAGAUAAUCCUGAUUCCGUAGGUUUAAUACCCAAGAAAGCUCCAUAUGUUACUUUGGUGAAUGAAAAGGAAGAUUCUAAAACUGAUGUAGAUUUGUUGAAGGAGAAAAAGCUAGCUUCCCUAAUUCAUGGGGUUCUAAUAGAUCCCAAAAAGAAUGAAAAGGUAGCCGAUGCAGAAAAGCAAGUCAUUGAAUUCAUCCUACCUCCUGUAGUGAAAGAAAAGAAAAAAAUAUAUUACAUCUGUGAUAGUAACAAGGCAAGUGUUGAUGAUACGAGUAUCAGUGGGGGGAGGGGAGUCGUUUCUAUUUCGGUUGAACCGUAUGGUAAAACUGUUAAGGGAUGCAACUACGGUGGAAAGGAGAAAAACUUUUUCACGUACGAUUAUGAGGAAGAUAAAGACAUGAAACAUCCAUGUGUGUUUCAACUAAACGCUGGGGAGAUAGGAGGUAUCAUGUUUCCUGAGGGAACAGAAGCGACUACUUGUUUUGACCAAAUGAUUCCUCACUCUGCAAAUAAAGUGUGGGACAAGGAAAAAAAAGAUUUGAAAGAAAUUGUAAACGGGGCAGUCAUAUACAAUAAUGAAUUCAAGGCCAAGUAUUUCAGCGUCAAGUACUUUAGUAUUCCACAGAGCUUCCAAGAGGUCACACACUUAUUUUGCCAUAUCCAUUUAAAAGAUGAAGGUAAAAAACAUAUGGUUUACAUUAGCAUCAAUCAGGAGUUGAACCUGUCCGUGUUUGACCUAUAUGAUUCAUUUUCUAAUGUGAAUAAAGUAAUACAAAUAGCUAAACAAACAGAGGAGAAGAAAGAGUACACGUGUGAUUUUACAGACCAGCUAGACAAGCAAGAAGAUUCAGCUGAAAAAAAAGUGAUCAUAUGUAGAAAAAGGCUAACUGAAUUUGAUACCUUUAAUAUGAAGUGUGGAAUCAAUAAGACUAAAUAUGAGCAUCUAGAAAUGAUUCCAAAAACGCUAAAGGAAGAAAAGACGAAAAAAAAAAAUGUUCUAAAAGUACAACUAGAUGUACAAUACGAAUUAUUUAAAAAAUAUUUUCAAUUUCAUGAGAAGAAUGGAAAGUACCUCCCUAAUUAUCCUUCGUUCCUAACUUUUCCUCUAAACCGAGUAGCCAAAUUAGAAUUGAAAAAUAAUUCCAUUUUCAAAAAUCACAAAGACUCUUCCUACUUUGAUGAAGUUACGACCUCAUCUGAGGCGCUGGUCAAAUUGCUCUCCUACUUGGAUGCACAAGACACCGUUGUGUUAAAUGAACAAAUUGCUAACCUACAGAUAAGUGAUGACCAAUCUACAGCAGACAUUUUAGAUGUAAAAUUUCAAAUACCUGCCUACAUUGAUACAAAUGAACCUUUAUAUUUCCUCAUGGGAUGUAAUAACACCAAGGAUGGAGGAAAUUUAGGAAUCGUGGAGUUGGUCUUGGCCAAGAGCGAACACAUUGUUAAGGGAUGCAACUUUUCAGAUGUUGAAAUGAAGCAUUUCACAAACAACGUGGGGUCUACGGGUGACAAGUGUAAUAUUGUAGCUUACCCAAAUGAUAUAGUUGGGUUCAACUGUUCCAAGACACACGUGUCAGGGUCAGACGAGGCGGAAGGCGCUGAUGAAACUAACGUGGUUAUUGAACCGGAAGGAUGCUUCACACAAGUUUAUAAGAGUGAUAUGGAAAAGACAGAAAUUGUUAGCAUCCUCCCAGGAGUUUUACUCUACUCAAGUGGGAAAAAAAAAAAUAUGGCGUUUAUAAAAAUACCCUCAGUUUUACUUACAUCUGAUAUUAAGUUUUCCUGCAAAUGCAAAUUAGAAUCUGUGGAAAACGAAAUUGAGGUGAAUGUUCUUCAGACAAGAGCAAAGGACAAUGUAAGUAUCGUGGAGGUGAAGAAAGAAGCAACGACCAGUGGAGAAGAAAAGGAUCAGUGGGGUGAUGGAAAAGUAUACAAAUGUCCAAAUAAAACUCUCAUUGAACCCAAAUUGGAAAAGCUAGAUGAUCGAUAUGAGCAGAAUACAUGUCAGGUAGAUGUGAAAGAAAUGCACAGCUAUGUUGAGAUUUUCUGCCCCUCUAAAGAUUUCUCCAUUCAUCAUAAUAUUAACAUGUCCUACACAACGGUGAAGCCAAACAAAGAAGACACUUCAAAACCAUUUAACCAAGAGGCGCUGCACGGACUGAUCCCCCACGCAGAAAUGUUACACAAGACGAGAAACAUCCUCGUCCUACAGAGUAGUACAAAUGAAAAGGAAAAUGUAGACCUGUCUCACAUUUAUUUAUUUUUUCCAUACUAUAUUAAAAGUGAACACGAGUUCAAUAUAGUCUGUGAUAAUAGUGACACACUUUUUGAAGAGAAGAAGGGAGGCUUAUUAACAUAUAAGAUUAAGGUUCCUAAGAGGAGUAAAAAAAUUAAAGGUUGUGAUUUCACUUCACCCAAAUCAGACAUAUUCCAAAACGAUGCUACAGGAAAUAAUUGCUCGGUAGAUGCAAUGCCGAAAGAUGUAAUUGGGUUCACGUGUCCCCCGAACACAAUUAAAAUAACUAGCUGCUUCAAAGAUGCAGUGGUCGAUAAUAACCUGACAAACAUUUUAGAAACUCUUGAGCUGACUGAUAAUAUGGCUAGCUACACACACAGUCACAAAUUGAAUUAUAUUGAAAUACCAAGUGUUGUGAGCAAAGAUCUGUCGUUCAAAUGUAUGUGUGUACUUUUGAAGAAGGAGUACACGUUGACGUCUCCGCCGAGUGCAAAGCUAUUGGAUACCAUUUAUGAAAAGCUAAACAUAAAGAAAGGCGAUGGGUAUAACAAGGUAUAUACAAAGAAUAAAUUCCUAAUGAGUAGUCUACACCCAUACUUGUCUCACAAGAAAAACAAAGUGAUUAGUAUUUUCCACAAGAUUGAUGAGAAGAACCCUUCUGAGGAAGAUCAGAACCCAGAAGAAAUAAUUAAGCAGGUAGCUGAUGCAGAAACGUAUGAUGAUGCAGUGGGUUCUACUACUUAUACCCUUUCACAAAUAAAAGACAACUACAUAUCUGGGGAAGAGUACUCUGUGUACACUAAUGUAAAUGAUAACGCUUUGGAAGAAACAAUAAUGCAGGAUAUAUCGUCGCUGAGCGAAUCUGAUUUUACGCUAUACACACUGAAGGUUAAUUUGAAGGCACCCAAACUGCUGAAGCCGAGGAAGAUCAGCGACAACGAGUAUGUGUGUGAUUUUUCAAGAAGGAGUUUGAUCGUACCGGAACCUUUAACUGAGGUGUCCCCACCCGACAUUCACUGCCACAGUGUGCUCAAGCCACUAGACACAUUGUAUGUGAAGUGCCCAACGGAGAAAGCAAUAUACGCCAUUGCUAAGACAAAAACAGGAGAAGCAGAUGAAGAGGAAGAGAAGGGAAUCAUUUCCAUCCUCGACGAUACUGUGAGAGAAGCUGAGGACCUCACUUCCUCCCCCCUGGACGAUGCCUCUUUUGUUAAAUACUUCUCAAACAUUAGUAUGCAUCCAGUUGGGUUUUUUAAGAAGAUUUUAAAUGAAGAUGGAGACAAGGAAGAAGAUUUAGAUCGAGUUUUACCUGGUGCAGCUUACACUUCUAUGAAGGUGUUGAUGAAAAAGAACCCCUUCACUUCCUACGCUGCUAUCAUUGUACCACCUACCAUAUCUCGUAACACAUUCUUUAAGGUGCAGUGCAACAAUAAUGAAUAUAAAGAGGGAAACAAGCAUGGCGGCUACAAAGGAAUCAUUCACGUAGAUAUUGCUAGAACUGAGAAAAAAACUUUAGGUUGUGAUUUCACUUCUCCAAGUAGCAGUAUUUUGACCAAGGGAGUUUUUCUUCCUAAUAAUAAAGAAACAGAGUGUGAAGUGGAGAUUACAAAAAAUGACAUUUUCGGAAUUAGAUGCAGUGAUGAUUCUACUUUUGAGCCAGCCAAAUGCUUUGAACAAAUUCAUAAUAAAAAAAAAGAGACUAAAGAGAUUAAAGAACUCAUUCCAAAUGUUAAGGUAUUUACAUUACCUAACUCAAAGACAAAAGUUUCUUAUGGAAAAAUCCCAUUGGACCAUGUGAAUAAGAUAAAUUUUUCUUGCUCUUGUACAAAACCUGAUGGUAAAACUAAAGGAACUAUGAAGGUGGUGGUGAACAAGGAUGAAAUGUCAUUGGAGGAUAUGAAACUUGUAGAUGCAGUGAAACAUGACAAGGUAAACUUUUGUAACUUCUUCGAUGAUGAAGCGCUCAAUUUUAAACAGAACCCAGAAAAAAUUGUUCAAUGUAAAGUAGAUGCAGAUUUGUUUUCCGAGGUGGUUGUGAUUCUGCCCCAGAUGGGAAGUACCAGCGACGAAGCGGAUUACAAAAAUUAUUCUAUUACCCCAUCCCUAGAUGAAGAGGAAGACAUGAAAGUCAUCAUCGAUGAGAAAACUCAAGUGUCUCUAUCCACUGCUCUGAAGGGAGUGUACGGGAAUAGAAUCUUUUCAUUCGAGAAAAACUCGAAAAAGGGAAUCGGGUUCAGCUUCUUUAUCCCUCCUACCUUUGAAAAUAAAAAUUUCAAAUUUGUCAUUAACGAGACGGAGGUACCUGGCACCAGUAGCACACAGAAAGGAAUCAUCUUUAUCGUCGUUAGGAAAAAUAUGGAGCCUGGUUCUGCGAAGAUAUGUGAUUUUACAUCUAGUGAAAACUCUCUAGCUGAGUUAGACCACACCAAUAAUGAAAAGGUAUGCAGUGUGAAGAUAGCCAAAGGAGAUGUAUUCGGAAUUACGUGUCCUAAGGGGUUCUACCUGUACCCAGAGGCUUGCUUCUCGAACGUUACUCUGGACUAUUACAAAGGGGAGCUUCACAUGGGAGACGAGGACGCAGAAGGACAUGAUCAUGAAGAUAUAAACUUUGCUGAGAGGACAAAAAGUAAUAUGCCCAUAAAAGAUUUGCUACAUCUAAUUGGGGAGGAUGAUACAGAAAUGGCUGACUUGCAGAAAUUUUCAGAAUUUUCAAAUAUCACUGAAAUGCUUAAUUUUGAGACAUUCCAUUUGGGUUCUAUGCAUUUAGAUUUUAAAAAAAACUACACCUCUUCCUAUGCCAAGGUCCCACACAAAUUUAGAAGCGCCAUUAAAUUUUCAUGCAGUUGUUACAAUCCUCAGAAGAAGGUAUUUGGCACCAUGGAUGUUGAAACGGAAUAUGCAUCUUCUGAUGAGGAGCCUCAAAUGCAGGAAGACCCGUUUGUACGAAAUAAGCUUCUCCCCUUGAGAAGUAAAAUUAGUGUAGAUGCAGAUGAAGUAGAACCCAUGGUGGAGGUGGAUACUAUUGACGAUGCAGAGGUGGUAGGGUCAGACGGAUGUAGAGAAGAUGAAGAUGGAUCAUGUAGUAAUAUGCUCUCACAAGGAAUCAGCUACACAUGUGACUUCUCUCAAGAAUCACUCUUCACCCUCAUCGAGGGAAAGGUCCAAAGGAAUACAUGCACAGUAGAUGCAAGAGCGUUAGAUGUGGUUACUAUAAAAUGUCCAGCUAUACCUGACCACGUGCAUAAGGAAAAUACAAUGACUGAAAUGAAAGAGACGGAAAAGGUAAUCAUCACGAUAAAUGACAAACAGUUUGUGACCUACCAAGAGGAGAAGACAAAGAAUAAAACAUUUUCCUUAAAAGAAAUUUAUGACCAGGCGUACUACGGUAUGAGUAGUGAAGAAGCGAUAGGUAUGAGAAAGUUAGAUGCAGGAUGGGAUAAACAUGAGGUGUAUUAUCCAAAACGGGUUCUAGACCAUGUAGUGGUAGCAAGUAAGAUAACCAAAUUGGAACAUGCAUUACCAGGAGUGGUAUAUUUGCAAAGUAAAGUGAAUAAUGAAUUGAAGACAACUGAAUUGAUAAGUGACGGUGUAGUCCGCUUCCUCGUACCACCAUAUGUAAAAAAUGAUUUCCAGUUCCACGUAUUCUGUGGCAAAUCCUCUGAAAAAAACCCACAAGGGAAAAAUACUUCCCUCGGAGUGAUACGUGUAAAUGUGUCCGCUUAUAAGAAAGAACUGCAGGGAUGUGAUUUUAUAAAUGAAAAGGAUGAUGAUGGCAAAUUGGUUAUAUUUACUAAUAAAAGAGAAAAAACAAAUGAAUCCAUUUGUUCAAUGUCCCUCAUCCCUAACACUGCGGUGGGUAUAAAUUGCCCAUCAGGAAAACUGCUACCAGACAACUGUUUCCAUGAGACUUACUUUGCCGCUGAAUCUGAAGCAGGAACAACAGCUAGCCAGAUGAGUAGUCUACCCAAGGAAAAAAUUACAAACAUUAUUAAAGGAGCUAUCCCUGUGUCAAAUUCUUUAAAUAAAAAAAAUACAUAUACCUAUCUCCUUCUUCCAAAGGAUAUGAAAAGUUUGGAAAAGCUGAACAAGAAUUUUUACUGCACUUGUGAUGAAGGAAUAAUAAAAAUGAGAAUAGAUGAAAUAUAUUUGAAGAGAGAAAAGGAGAACAGGAUUGUUAAUGACACUUGUUCAUAUGACAGUGUGAAAAAUGCUACAAUAUGUAACGUUGUAGAAUUCAUGGAAGGUCUUGAACAGAAAAAUAAUAAGACAAAUCAUUAUGUAGUAAAUUUGUACAGGUGGGAUAAACUGAUUAUAAAAUACCCAACCCAUGAAAAGGAGAAUUAUAAAAAAAUAUUUAUGAACCCAAUUAACCUAAAAGACAAGGUACUGUAUAAAAAGAUCCCUACACCCAUUGAGCAAAUUUUACCUGGGGCUAUUACUACUAGUAAAUUAGAUGCAAGGACAAAAAUUAUUGAACAUACCUUGAGGGUUCCUCCUUUUGUUUCAAAAGAGGUUCAUUUUGCCAUGGAGUUCAACAACUCCUUAACUUCUAAAAUGAUUAAUUAUAAUUAUGCAUAUGGAGGUAUUGUGAAAAUAUGUAUUAACGUUCGAGAAGGGUAUAGUGAAAUUAGUGGUUGUGAUUUCACUGGUAAGUACAGCCACCUCUUCAGUCAUAACUUUGAUUCGAAUUUGAAGGAAAGUAAAACUUGUUCCAUUACCUUUGGAAAUAAUAGCUAUGCUGGUUUUGCUUGUCCUAGAAAAUUUGAAGUCAUUCCGAACAACUGCUUUGCAUCUGUGUAUGACAAUAAUGAUGAUAUGAAAGUGAAGAAGUUAGUUGACUUGUCGGAGGAAGCUGAAACCGAUUUCGUUCAGUACAACGCUCGUGGGGUCAGCCUAUCUUAUGUCACCUUUAAGAAGGAUACUAAGGGCCACGUCGUCUCUUGCAAGUGCGUCUCCAAUGAAGUCACCCACACCAUCAACCUCACCUUCGAGCCUGACUCGGACAAUUCCCUCCCCAAGACCAGAAUUCGCAUAAGGUACUUUGACUUGAGCAAGGCGUCCUUCAGUUCGCACCUGCGCGGCGGCUGA
This is a messenger RNA of Plasmodium fragile, 8409 nucleotides long. RefSeq lists its product as uncharacterized. The coding region runs from base 1 to 8409 and encodes 2802 amino acids. Gene Ontology annotation, cellular component: cell surface; plasma membrane. The record is from RefSeq and is a predicted model, not a curated record. Lineage: Eukaryota; Apicomplexa; Aconoidasida; Haemosporida; Plasmodiidae. The transcript has a single exon. Gene Ontology annotation, biological process: symbiont entry into host.